Triticum turgidum subsp. durum (durum wheat) is the source of this 3903-nucleotide messenger RNA. NCBI's taxonomy places the organism in Eukaryota, Viridiplantae, Streptophyta, Magnoliopsida, Poales, Poaceae. The record is from the annotation of a GenBank genome assembly.
AUGGGGACGUACUUGUCCUCGAUGCUUGCUUCUGGAUCCAAAGUGGAACAGGGGGUGGUGUCCAACAACGAGACAACGGAGGAUGAUCAAAAGCUUGUUGCGCUGGAGAAGGCGUUGCUCGACGAAAGCGCGGAUCCGGUGGAUCUACCUUUCUCGCUUCUCAAGUCCAUCACAGGAGACUUCUCUGAGGCGCAAGAAAUCGGCCGCGGCGGGUUCGGAGUUGUUUACAAGGGAGUGCUUCCAAGUGGUGGCACUGUCGCAGUGAAGAAGCUCUACGAGAAGUUUGAGAUCCUGGACAAGAAUUUCAAGAGUGAGGUCGCAUGUCUCAUCGGGGUCAAGCACAAGAACACGGUACGAUUCCUUGGGCACUGCUCCGAGACACAGCACAUGAUGAUGCCAUACGAGGGAAAGCUUGUCUGUGCAGAAGAACGGCAGAGGCUGCUCUGCUUCGAGUACCUGCCCAAACGGUGCCUUACUAAAUAUAUCUCAGAUGCAUCUUGUGGACUUGAGUGGGCCACCCGUUAUCAAAUAAUAUUGGGGGUCUGUGAAGGCAUACAUUAUCUUCACCGGAAGCGUAUUAUUCACAUGGACCUUAAACCUCAAAAUAUACUAUUGGAUAAUAACAUGGUGCCCAGAAUUGCGGAUUUCGGCCUAUCACGACGCUUAAGUGAAAGCAAGAGUCGCGCUAUUACAGAAAACAUGAUUGGGACAAACGGAUAUAUGGCACCAGAAUUCAUAAAAAACGGAGAAAUCACCUUCAAGACAGACAUAUAUAGUCUAGGUGUAAUAAUCAUGGAGAUCCUUAUGGGACAAAAGGAACGCUCCAAUGUUAAGGAGGUAGUUGAAAGUUGGACGAAGAAGUUUGGGACAUCAAAGAGCCAAACAACACUGGAACAAGUAAUAGCAUGUGCCGAGACAGGGAUACAAUGCAUAAACUAUCAAUCGGUGAACAGGCCUCCUACGUGGUUUAUCAUUGAACGAUUAUUGGGCAAAGCUAAGAUUUCAGACUGGUCCCUUACAAGUGAUGCAGCUGCCUCAACAAAAGGGCAGACAAACCUUGACUCCAAGCUGGAGGAUGAGCCAGAGUUUAUGGAUAAUUCUGCCAUAACAUCCCAACCACAACCGUUAGUGUUGGAAGUGGUGCAGGAGGAUGGCAAAGUGUGCCAACAGAGGAAUGUGAAGGAAACAACCGUGAGUGUGGCGAUUGGGGUGAUGAGCACCCUCAAUGCCAAGCUUACCACACUCAUGGGCGACGAGUACAAUAAGCGCAGAGAGGUGAGGAAGCAGGCGUCCUUCCUCCAAAAGGAAUUGAGGACCAUAAAUGCGGCCCUUGAGCAGCUAGAGCUCAUGGAUGAGCUCGCUCCAGGGGUAAAAAAUUGGCGGGACGAUGUUAGGGAAAUUUCCUACGACAUGGAGAAUUGCAUUGAUGACUUUAUGUGCCAAUUUGGAGGUAAGGAUGCUGAGGCAUGCUUUGUCGGGGAGGCUACCGAACUUCACAAGAGGUUGUGCGAGCUUCAUAGGAUUGCCAACCAGAUGGAGGAGCUUAAGACUCUUAUGGUAGAAGCAAAUGCUCGACGUGAGAGUUACAAGAUUGAUUAUUGCAAGCCUAGCUCUAGCUUUGUGUAUGUCGACCCCCGUCUGUCAGCAGUCUACCAGGAGGCAACCAAUCUUGUCGGCAUCGAAGGACCAAGGGAGCAGCUUGCCAGUUGGUUGAUGGGUACUGAGAAAAACCUCAAGGUCAUGUCCAUUGUGGGUUUCGGAGGUCUAGGUAAGACUACACUCGCCAAACAAGUGUUUGACAAGAUCAGCGGGCAAUUCAGUUGUGUGGCGUUCUUUCCGGUUUCACAGAGGCCCGAUAUGAGAGUACUUCUCAAUGGCCUUCUAUUGAAACUUGAGAUAGAGGAGCCUUAUCAUGAUCCUAGGUCUGGAGACAUCAUCGAAGAGAUAAGGAAGUAUCUCUCAAAGAAAAGGUACCUUAUUGUAGUUGAUGACUUGUGGGAUCAAUCAGCAUGGAGAACUAUCAGUUGUGCUUUUCCAGAAAGCGGAAAUGGGAGUAGAAUAAUAGUAACGACUCGAGUGGAAGAUGUGGCUGGUCUGGCUUGUCAGAAGGAUCGUGAGUGCAUUUACAGAAUGAAGCCUCUCAAUGGACUAAACUCAAAAAUGUUAUUCUCCAAUAGAGUAUUUGGGCCCGAAGUUGUUUGUCCACCCUAUCUUAAAGAUGUCGCGGCUGAAAUUCUAAAGAAGUGUGGUGGAUUGCCACUUGCAAUUAUCACUAUAGCAAGCCUAUUGGCUACUCAAGUGGGAUCUAGGAAACACUGGGAGAGCAUCAGGAAAUCUCUGGGUGCCCAAUCCGUACUAAAUCCUACAUUGAAAGAGAUGAACAGUAUAUUAAACCUUAGCUACAAGCAUCUUCCUUUUCAUCUCCGUGCAUGUUUUCUUUAUCUUGGUAUGUACCCUGAGGACCACAUUAUAUGGCGGGAUGAUUUGAUUAAACAAUGGAUCGCCGAAGGCUUUGUCAGCAAUUUGCAUGGGCUCGAUUUGGAGGCUGUUGGCAGAAGUUAUUUCAAUGAGCUCGUUAAUAGAAGCAUGAUCCUGCCAUGGAAUACCAUGUAUGGUGAGGUCUUGUCUUGCAGAGUACACGACAUGAUGCUUAAUUUGAUCAUAAGCAAAUGUGUAGAAGAUAAUUUUAUAAGUGUGGCAUACAAUUCUGAGCACUUAGCAAGACUGUUGCAUGGCUGCAAGUACAAGGUUCGCCGAUUAUCCCUGAGCUCCAUGGCUAUUGGUGGAGCAACAUAUGACACGACUAUUGCUGCUAGCCUAUCGCAAGUUCGGUCUUUUAUACUAUUCAAGAACCCCAUACCCCCUCUUUCGUGGUUCAAGUAUCUCAGGAUGCUCAACAUUGCUAGGGUGAUGGAGAUAGCUGACCUCACUGCUAUUAACCAAUUGUUUCUGCUGAGGUAUCUAAUGGUUAGAGUUUAUUGCAUUGAAAUGCAUCGACAAGUUGAGUAUGGGAGGAUAAAGCUCCCUGCUAAACUUUGUGAGCUUAUUUACUUGGAGACAAUGGACAUACAAGAUUGCCGCCUGAUAAAUAGUUUGCCUUCAGAUUUAGUUCAUUUGCCCCGCCUGUCGCAUCUUGUUCUUCCAGAUUUUACACACUUACCUGAAGGUAUCGAGAACAUGAAAUCACUGCACACUCUGCAAGGGCUUGACCUGAGAUAUAGCUCGCUGGAGUGUAUUAGAAGUCUGGGCAAGCUGACCAAUCUGAGGAAACUUAGUAUGAGAAUUGAUUAUGAUAUGUCGAGGCGACAAAUUGAUGCUUUGGCCUGCUCCAUUGGAAAGCUCAAUAACCUCGAAUAUAUGUUUAUCUCUGGCGGCCAUUUUGAUGAGGGUAAUGACCAGAAGCUGGGUUCAUUAUCCAAUCCUUUUCAAUAUAUGGAGGGACUUCACUUGAUUGGUUGGUGGUUGUGCAGAGUUCCAAAAUGGAUGUGUGACCUCAAUUGCUUGCGCUUCCUUCAGCUGCAGGUUAAUGAGACGUCAAGUGAGGAGGUUCAUCUUCUUGGAAAGCUUCCCUCCCUCAUCAAACUCAACUUUGGAGUGGAUAAAUUACCUAAUGAAAGGGCUAUAUUGGGCACGGGAUUAUUCCCGAUUCUGGAGUUCUUUUAUUUUCAUUCUUGGAAAGACAGUACGGGGUACCUGGGAUUCGAGGGAGGGGCUAUGCCCAACUUACGAAUCCUCUGUCUCAGUGCAAUCCGUUGGGGUGGCACAAUACCAGUCGGCAUGGAGCACCUGUUACACCUCCAGAAGAUCCGAGUGCUUGGGGCCUCCAAUGAUGCCGUGGCCGCGUUCAAGGAGGCCUUACUAGUCCACCCAAAUCGCCCUUCUGUUUUUAGUGGCACAAAUUGA